AUGAGAGAGGAGAGAGGCUACAACCUGGAGAAGAUUGCGGAUGAGGAGCGCGACGCGGCGCUGGGCAACGGCGGCCUGGGGCGCCUGGCCGCGUGCUUCCUGGACAGCAUGGCGACCCUCAACCUGCCGGCUUGGGGCUACGGCAUCCGCUACACAUACGGAAUGUUCCGGCAGACGUGGCCGCCGCCGGAAGGUUCGAUUGGAUCAGUGUUGGCCUCAGACCCUUGCGGCCGCGGCGGCGGCUGCGGCUGCGGGCGGCUGUCCCUGAGCACCCUGAUCAACGGCUUCCAGCACGAGCAGCCCGACUACUGGCUCACCUUUGGCAACCCCUGGGAGAUCGAGCGCCUCGUGGUCAAGUACCCUGUCCAGUUCUAUGGCCACGUGAGCACCCACCAGGAGGAGGGCCGCCAGGUCUUCAGGUGGAACGCGGGGGAGCAGGUGUCUGCCGUGGCCUACGACAACCCCAUCCCCGGCUUUGGCACCCGCAACUGCAUCAACCUGCGCCUGUGGGCCGCCAAGCCCAGCGCCGAGUUCGACCUGCAGGCCUUCAACACCGGCGACUACGUGCAGGCGCGUUGCGAUCCGCCGCCGUGGGGCUGUGCUGGGGUUCCCGUGGCGCGGCUUUCCUCGCAAUUCGUUCAGCCCGGGCGGGCGGCUGCCAUCCUGAGCAAGCAGCGCGCCGAGACUCUGUCCAGUGUGCUGUACCCCGACGACCGCACCUACGAGGGCAAGGAGCUGCGCCUCAAGCAGCAGCACUUCUUCGUGUCAGCCACCAUUCAGGACGUGGUGCGUCGCUACAAGGACUCCCACCCCGACAACUGGGACCUCUUCCCCCAGAAGGUUGCCUUCCAGCUCAACGACACCCACCCCACCAUCGCGGUGCCGGAGCUCAUGCGCGUGCUCAUGGACGACCACAAGCUGGGCUGGACCAAGUCCUGGGACAUCGCGGCAAAGGCCUUGGGCGUUCUGGCAGUUGUGGUUGGGGUGUUGCUGUGA
This is a messenger RNA of Monoraphidium neglectum, 996 nucleotides long. RefSeq names its product starch phosphorylase. NCBI's taxonomy places the organism in Eukaryota, Viridiplantae, Chlorophyta, Chlorophyceae, Sphaeropleales, Selenastraceae. Gene Ontology annotation, molecular function: pyridoxal phosphate binding; glycogen phosphorylase activity. Gene Ontology annotation, biological process: glycogen catabolic process. The coding region runs from base 1 to 996 and encodes 331 amino acids. Gene Ontology annotation, cellular component: cytoplasm. The transcript has 10 exons. The record is from RefSeq and is a predicted model, not a curated record.